Diorhabda carinulata is the source of this 1149-nucleotide messenger RNA. RefSeq names its product ADP-ribose pyrophosphatase, mitochondrial. Gene Ontology annotation, molecular function: ADP-ribose diphosphatase activity. Bases 206 to 1099 code for a protein of 297 amino acids. The record is from RefSeq and is a predicted model, not a curated record. The transcript is spliced from 3 exons. NCBI's taxonomy places the organism in Eukaryota, Metazoa, Arthropoda, Insecta, Coleoptera, Chrysomelidae.
GUGAUCAUAGUUUCCGGAAAGCUCUCAUAUGUCAUUAUUCUGACUUUUCAAAAGAAUUAGGUUAAGUUUUGUCGAUAUCACUCGUAAAUAAAAGGUUAUAUUUAAUUUAAAAAAUUUACAUAGUUUUAUUAAUAAUUGGGCAAGUAAUAUUAUCGAUCAUAUUAAAGAAAAAAAUAAGUUGUGCGAAAAGCACUGGACAACAUUUAUGAAAUGGUAUAUUAUAUUUAUGUUGAUAGGCUUUAAAGAAUCCAUGUUAUUAAAAAGAAUGGUGCAUACAAAGUGUAGAGGUGUUUUAUACCCCUUUAGUGAUGUAAAAAGGUUACAAAUAAAAGAUGAACAAGUGCAUUGGUCCGUUUGUGUAAGUGAUUAUGAUCCUCCAGAAUACAAUUCAAAAGCUCUUGUGAACAAACCAUGGGCAGAUCCUCCUAUUGAAGACAAAAGUUUUAAACCUAAAUGGAACGAACUUGAUGGUGAUAUAAAUAGGAAAAGUCACACAGGUACUUAUAGAAUUGUUAAUGGUAGACCACUGAAUCCUGAAGGAAGAACGGGUAUUAAAGGGAGAGGAAUCUUAGGAAAAUGGGGACCUAAUCAUGCAGCAGAUCCUAUUGUAACUAGAUGGAAGAUGGAGGGUAAUAAAAAAGUUAUUAGUAAUACCACAAAUUUACCAAUUUUACAGUUCUGUGCUAUACAAAGACAUGAUUGUAAACAAUGGGCUAUACCUGGUGGUAUGGUAGACGCUGGGGAAAAGGUGAGUGAAACUGUACAACGAGAAUUUCGGGAAGAAGCUUUAAAUAAUUUACAAGUAUCCAAAGAACAAGCUGAGGCGGAUGAAAAGAUGAUAAGAAAUUUUUUCAAAAAUGGAGUUGUAAUUUAUGAGGGUUAUGUAGAUGAUCCAAGGAAUACUGAUAAUGCUUGGAUGGAAACAGUAGCUUAUAAUUUCCACGAUGAAGAUGGUUCUCAUGUUGGGAAAUUAAACCUAACAGCAGGGGAUGAUGCACAAAACAUACAAUGGAUGGAUAUUGACCAAAAUAUUGAUUUAUAUGCUAGUCAUUCAAAUUUCAUUAAAGCUGUUGUUGAAAGAUUGAAAAGUCAUUGGUGAAUUUUUCCUAACUAACUACAAAAAAUUUUUAAUAAACGUUUUAUACAAAA